Molecule: messenger RNA, 1163 nt
Organism: Melanotaenia boesemani (Boeseman's rainbowfish)
Lineage: Eukaryota; Metazoa; Chordata; Actinopteri; Atheriniformes; Melanotaeniidae
Gene: tmem167a
Product: transmembrane protein 167A
Exons: 4
Coding region: 119-337 (72 amino acids)
Biological process (GO): protein secretion; intracellular transport
Source: RefSeq, a predicted model, not a curated record
CUCGUUCGUUUUAAUCAAUCAGCAAACACGUUUUACAGCGGCGCGCAUUACGUAAGCCAUUUUACAUUACGUAUCGCCAAAGAGCAGGAAGUGUGAUGUGGCUGUGAGUACUAUCAAAAUGUCGGCCAUUUUCAACUUCCAGUCACUGUUAACAGUGAUUCUACUCCUGAUCUGUACUUGUGCCUACAUCAGAGGGCUGGCUCCCAACCUUCUGGACAAGAAUAAGACCGGGCUUUUAGGGAUUUUCUGGAAAUGUGCCAGAAUAGGUGAGCGGAAGAGUCCGUGGGUGGCGUGCUGCUGUGUUUUCAUGGCUUUUAGUAUACUGUUUCUGCAGUAGCACAAAAUCCAAAGACAGCCACAAACAGGAGAAUUGAAGAAAUGGACAGACAUUUGAAGCAUGGACAGUAUGAUUCAGGAAGCACCAGACACCGUUAGUGGCUGUGACUUAGAUAAUGUAAAAACUAGAAGCUGUCAUCACAUACAGUAGCCACAGAGAAACUAAAUAUGUAUGCGUAGGAGGGCAAGGGUGAGUUUAUGUCUCCAAAGUGUGUGUGAACCCCUCCACAUCCUUCCAUGUCUGUGUUUUUAUUGCAUAUUGUUUAUUCCCAAUCUACGUGUCUGUGGGUGGGGGAGUGCUUUUCUACCGUCAGCUGUUUUGGGAAUCAAAUAAUUCACAGGUUUGUUAAUCAUUUCAAAUAAUAAUUAUUAUAAAUAUAUAUAGAUAUUUUUUGUCAUAUUUCUGUCAACCUGAAACUUUCUACAAAAAACUCAUAAAUGCUCAAAAUGUUGGAGGAUUUAUGCAGUGACUGAUGUCCUGUUUGUUGUUUGUAAAGAUGUUAAACAUAAUUCUACAGCAGAAAACAUGUUGCAGCUCUCCAGGUGUCCACUAGCCCUUUAGCGUUUUUCUGAAAGAGCUACUGGUGGUUUUAAAGUCAGUCAGUUUGCAGCUAUUUAUUAAAAUAAAAGUUUUUGGGAAAUUUGGCUCAAGGCUUCUUUGAUUUUUUUUUUUUUUUUUUUUUUUUUUUUUGAUCAAAUGUAACUUCUUUGAUUUUUUUUUUGUUAAUCAGAGUUUUGAGCUGUAAUAAAGCAGUGCUAUGACAAGUGGUAUGAAUGAUGACUUCAAACAAGCAAACCACAUGUUGAUAAUAAAUAUUUUGCCACUC